CAUCCAGUUCUAUGCCAUUCUGCAAUUGAGCUAUCGAGGAUUAUAUGUCAGCUCCAACUCAGUCCUAAGCUCUUUGUUCUUUGAUUUCCAAUCCAAAGACAAUACAAAUAGAUAUUUUCAUCAGCUGGAAAGCAGAUUUUCAGACGUUUAUGUGUUGUAUAUUAGUGAUGUGCAUAAAACCCCACGUUACAUAAUGACAAUUAUCGUUUGGAUGUAUCAAUACCGUCAAGAUUUAAAAGCCAGGACUCCAACACAAAUGUUCACCUUCAGAAGAGAUGGAGACAGUAAUGGGACAGCUGAAAAUCAAGUAUUGCCCAUGUUUGUUAUUGUAUCCCUUUCUGCUCUGGGCAUCAGCACUGUGACUGGGUUUUUUACCAAUUUUUUUAUCAUUGUGGCUCAUGGAAUGGACAGGCUUAAAGGAAGGAAUACGAACCCAAGAGAACUGAUCCUAUUCACUCUAGGUCUGUUCAACAUUGCCUUUCAGUGUACCAUGGUGGCCAAUGACUCCCUUCUCUUUCUUUGGAGUGAUGUGUAUUUCUUGGACAAUGUUUAUACCAUCUUCUCCGUCCUUCUGCUCUUUACCAUUUUCUCCAGCUUUUGGUUUAUGUUUUGCCUCUGUGGUUUCUACUAUGUGAUGCUUGUUACAUAUGAACAAACUUUCUUCAUGCGUCUGAAGCAAAGCAUCUCUGAUGUGGUCCCCUGGAUGCUGUUCAUGUCUGUAUUCCUAUCACUUAUUAUCAGCAUCCCAGUUGCUUGGAACAUUAAGAAAGACGAAUACUCUGUUCAGAUAGAUGGUAAUCUUAUUGGCAACUCAACUGUACAAUAUGGAACUCCACACAUGAGUCUUCAAUACCUGUUGGUUGCUAGUAUUAUUGGCUGCUGUGUUCCUCUCAUUUUGGUUGCCAUAGCAAACAUUUUUAUCAUAAGAUUUCUUUUUGUACACGUCAAACAGCUCAAGAAAAGUGCAACAGCAAUGGGUGCACACAGUAUGGAAGCAAGUGUAUCUGCAGCCUGCACUGUCACCUCCCUUCUUAUUCUUUAUGUCAGUUUCUAUGUCUCGGAAACUUUACUGAUAUUGGACAUCUUCAAAGUGGACAGCCCUUGGAUUUCAGGAUGUUUAGUGACUGUUUAUAGUUACGGUCCUAUACAAUCACUUAUACUCAUCCUAGGCAGUCCAAACCUCAGACAACUGAUUCGGAAAUGGUUAUGUUCUAUAAAUGUUACCAUCGUGCCUUCAGGUUCCAGAAUAGAUACAAGCUCAUCAGUUUCUGUUCUGGCCAUGUAACUUUCUAUGAAUAAUUGUAAUACAAAAAUCGAAAUUACUGUAUACUUAGCACACAUUUAGCUAUGUAUAACCAGUCUAGCCCCACAUGGCACAAUAAUGUAGAUGACACGUAUGGUAAAGCCAGCCAUAGAUAGAGUGAUUUUUUUUCCUGCAACCACAGUCAGUGUUGAUGGGUAAUCCCUCCAGCAGAGCUAUUGUGUGCUCCCGAUGGGUGGGGGGUCGGGGGCACCAGGAGCCGUCCAUGCCAGGAGAACACACAGUGAUUAUUGCCAAUAAUCACCUAAAAAUUAUUUGACAGGCUGAUUGUACCCAAGUUGAUCGAUCCAUCAACUUGGGUACAGUCAGCCUGCCCAUACAUAGUUCGAAUCUCGGCCAGACCCUGCUGAACUGGGCAAGAUGGCCGGCUUAAGGUUUAAUCUUUCACACAGUACAGAAUUGUUGUCUUAUCACAAGACACAACUUGUCUAUUGCUUAUUGUCAGCAAAUAGAAGUCAAUAUUGGUCAAUAAUGGAGCUAGCGUUGAUUACAACACAUUUCAUUUUUAAUUACUGAUUCAAAUGGGAAAAGAUUUUAGCAAAGGCCACUGCUGACUACUGACAUCAUGUUAAAUACAUCUAUCAUGACUGAAAUAUGGUCACUGCCAUUGAUGAUCAUCCUCUAAAAAGGCUAAAUAUUAUGUUCUGUCUUGCUUUAGUACUUUCAAUUAAAGAUAAAAAACAGACUUCCCCAUCCCUAUACUUGUUCCUGGUUAGUGAAUAACAAUUUAUUGACACGAAGGCAGUGGCUGUGCCACCCCCUAAUCUAUGCGCCCAGCCCCUAAUCUACAUGCAGGGCUCCGGAUGCAUCAAUUUCAAUGUUUUUUUUUUUAAGCAAAUGAUUAGAGUCUGAGGCUCUAAUUGGCUUAAAAAAAAGGGUGGGCUCAGGGCCUCCUGAGCCCACACAGUUGUGCGACAAUAGCGAAUUAAUAUUCACUAUUGUGUUCCUGCUUCUCCAAUUAGGAAGCGGGCCUUAAGACCCGAUUGGCCAAGAGGAGAAGCGACCGUAUUGGCCACAGAGGAGGAGACGCAGGGGCAAGCCGCCGAGGAUGAGAUGCAGGGGGAAGCAGCAUGGGAAGAAUGACCCUUUUUUACAAUGCAACGCAACACAAAGUUGUUUGCGGUGUGUCUCUCUAUUGUACAGUGUGGUGGGGUACCAUUCGCAAUGAACAGUACCCACAUCACACCACACACAUUGCAGGUGCUUUGCUGUGGAUUGAUAAAUAAUGUUCAGUAAUGUCCUUUACCAUGCAUUACAGAUCCAAAUGUGUUAAGUUUGUUUAGUAUAAUUUAGGUCAUUAAUGUAUAUGUAAACAUUAAUUAAAAAAUCUGAACAAACUUUAAAUUGAUAAGCAACAUUAGCAGAAAGGAUAGAUGGAUAGAUAGAUAGAUAGAUAGAUAGAUAGAUAGAUAGAUAGAUAGAUAGAUAGAUAGAUAGAUAGAUAGAUAGAUAGAUAGAUAGAUAGAUAGAUAGAUAGAUAGAGGCUGGGUUCACACUAUUGCACGUAGACAGAUGGAUACUUGUGUUUAGAUAAUGAAACACUACAAACACGCUUUAUUCCUUUGAGAGUUUGCAGUUAUGUUUUUAUUUUGCAAAAAAAAGCGAGUAUCGGUUUUUAAUUAGUCCCACUUCAGUGCAAGCGAACUCUCAUUAGUAAUUUAAAGCAAUUUUAAUAAGUCACGUCACAUUUUGUGCUAUUAAAUAGCUCUGUGUAUUAUUAUUAGACAUAUUUAAUACGUGAGCUUAGUUACUUGAGGUCGAGGAACAUUAGUUCUUAUCCAUCUCAUUUAAUACUGUUUUCAUAAUAAAAUAAUUUGCCUCUUAGAAGCCUGGAUACAAAAAGGUAUGAAAUGUUUCAAUAAAAUAAAAUGUGUGUCCAUUAGAUGCAGCCUCUACUUGAUUUUGUAUGCCUGCCAUGUAUUUAGUUCUGAUGUACUCAGGCUGCAGUGCUACUGUAUAUACUCUUUUGUGAUCUGUAUCUAAGGGUAUUACCUUACAUACAUUUCCCUACAUUUAAGAUGGCACACAACUCUUUUGGUUUAUUUUUAGGAGAUUCUAUUUUAAUUAUAUCUGCUUUGGUAUAUAUCUUGCACUUAUUCCUGUGAACAUUCUGGGCCAGAUUUAGGUAGAACUUACGCCGACGUAUCUGUUGAUACGCCGCGUAAGUUCUAGGA
Molecule: messenger RNA, 3495 nt
Organism: Rana temporaria (common frog)
Lineage: Eukaryota; Metazoa; Chordata; Amphibia; Anura; Ranidae
Product: taste receptor type 2 member 40-like
Exons: 2
Coding region: 194-1285 (363 amino acids)
Biological process (GO): G protein-coupled receptor signaling pathway; sensory perception of taste; detection of chemical stimulus involved in sensory perception of bitter taste
Cellular component (GO): membrane
Molecular function (GO): bitter taste receptor activity; G protein-coupled receptor activity
Source: RefSeq, a predicted model, not a curated record